This is a messenger RNA of Amborella trichopoda, 3374 nucleotides long. RefSeq lists its product as uncharacterized. Gene Ontology annotation, biological process: glycogen catabolic process. Gene Ontology annotation, molecular function: glycogen phosphorylase activity; pyridoxal phosphate binding. The record is from RefSeq and is a predicted model, not a curated record. Lineage: Eukaryota; Viridiplantae; Streptophyta; Magnoliopsida; Amborellales; Amborellaceae. Gene Ontology annotation, cellular component: cytoplasm.
UGAUCGAUAAUCUGUACGGACUUUGAAGCUGCCCACGAGAAGGGCAUUUUGGGCAUUUAAUAAAAAUAGCUCGCGCGGAGAGAGCGGUGUGUGCAGGAAGCGUAGAGUGUCCAAAGAAGAGAGAGAAAGUGUAGUGAGAGAGAUGGCCGCGCCAGCGAUUCCUACUGCUCUCUCAUUCCCGCCUUCCACUCUCCCCCGCAAUCACCGCCCCUCUUUCUCUCUCUACCCCCGCUUACACCACAUCUCUCUCUCUACCCUCCUCAAACCGUACUCUCUCUCUAGAACCAGAAACUCCCCCACCUCUCUGUACGCCUCUCUAAGCAGUGAAACCCUCGAAUCCGAAACCCUAGACGCAACUGUAAGCUUCGACAACCAGACAUCGCCUGAUUUCACCACCUUCAUUGUCAAAGCAAAUAUUAGAAUUGGCCUCCUCCAAGUCAUCACUAGGGUUUUCAAAAUCCUCGGGCUCACGGUCGAGAAAGCCACUGUUGAAUUCCAUGGUGGCUUUUUCAUUAAGAAGUUUUCCGUAACGAAUUCACAUGGCCAAAAGAUCGAGGAAGAAGAGAGCCUUAAAAAAAUUUCAAAGGCUCUUUUGGAUGCCAUGAAUGAGAAAGGGCCAGUGGUGACUGCCCCAUCGAGGGGAAUUUCAACUAGGAGGGCUCCACCAUCGCAGGCUAGAAGAGCUGAGGUUGUGUUCAAAUUAAUGGAUGGGUACCUUAAAAAUGAUUCAGUUAGUCUUCAAAAGGCCAUUCUGGAUCAUGUUGAAUUCACGGUUGCAAGAUCUCGAUUCAGUUUUGAUGAUUUUGAGGCUUACCAGGCCUUAUCUCAUAGUGUAAGGGACCGCCUAAUUGAACGUUGGCAUGAUACUCAUCAAUAUGUCAAGAGGAAAGAUCCAAAGCGCGUGUACUUCCUCUCAUUGGAGUUUCUCAUGGGUCGAUCUUUAUCAAAUAGUAUUAUCAAUUUGGGCAUAAAGGAUCAAUGUGUAGAGGCCUUGUCCCAACUCGGCUUUGAAUUAGAAGUACUGGCAGAGCAGGAAGGGGAUGCUGCUCUUGGUAAUGGUGGCCUAGCUCGUCUUUCAGCAUGUAUUAUGGAUUCGCUAGCGACAUUAGACUUUCCUGCCUGGGGUUAUGGACUACGAUACCAGUAUGGAUUAUUCCGCCAAGUAAUAUUGGAUGGGUUUCAGCAUGAGCAGCCUGACUAUUGGCUCAACUUUGGUAACCCUUGGGAGAUUGAGCGUGUUCAUAUUUCCUACCCAGUGAAGUUCUAUGGGACGGUGGAAGAGGAGAUUGUUGAUGGCAAGAAAUUCAAAAUCUGGGUUCCUGGAGAAACGGUGGAAGCUGUUGCCUAUGACAACCCUAUUCCUGGAUAUGGGACGCGGAACACCAUUAAUCUUCGACUUUGGGCUGCCAAACCCAGCGACCAGUAUGAUAUGGAAUCCUUCAAUACUGGAGAUUACAUCAAUGCUGUCAUCAAUAGGCAGAAGGCGGAGACGAUAAGCAGUGUUCUGUAUCCUGAUGAUCGUUCUUACCAGGGGAAAGAACUUCGUCUUAAACAACAAUACUUCUUUGUCUCAGCAUCAUUGCAAGACAUUGUUCGCAGGUUCAAGGAUUUGCAUACUAAUUUUCAGGAAUUCCCUGACAAGGUGGCUUUGCAGCUAAAUGAUACCCAUCCUUCUCUAAUGAUAGCUGAACUAAUGCGGGUUUUGGUUGAUGAAGAGCAUUUGGAUUGGAAUGAGGCAUGGGGUAUUGUGGGCAAAGCGUUUUCCUUCACAACUCACAUUGUUGUCCUUGAAGGGCUAGAGAAAAUUCCUGUUGACUUACUAGGGAGUCUUCUACCACGGCAUUUACAGAUCAUAUAUGAUAUAAACUUCCUUUUCGUGGAGGAUCUUAAAAAGCGGUUUGGAUCUGAUUAUGAUCGUCUUUCUCGGAUGUCAAUUGUUGAGGAAGGUCCUGUGAAGAAUGUUCGGAUGGCAAAUCUGUCGAUUGUUUCUUCCCACACUGUGAAUGGUGUCUCCCAAGUACACUCACAAAUUUUGAAAACAAAAGUAUUCAAGGACUUUUAUGAGCUUUGGCCAGAGAAAUUUCAGCACAAGACAAAUGGGGUUACUCAGCGUCGCUGGAUUGUGGGGAGCAACCCUGGCUUAUGUGGUCUUAUCACAAAAUGGCUUGGUACAGAAGCUUGGAUUCGGAAUGUCGAUCUUUUACUGGGUUUGCGGCAACAUGCUGCCAAUCCUGAGUUGCAAGAAGAAUGGAGAAUGAUUCGAAGGGUUAAUAAAAAAAGGCUUGCUGAUUAUAUAGAAGCAAUGAGCGGUGUCAAGGUAUGCAUCGAUGCCAUGUUUGAUGUACAAGUGAAAAGAAUUCACGAAUAUAAGAGACAACUGCUUAAUGUGCUAAGCAUCAUCCACAGAUAUGAUUGUAUAAAGAACAUGAAAAAGGGCGACAGACGAAAGGUUGUAUCUCGUGUUUGCCUAAUUGGAGGAAAAGCUGCUCCAGGAUAUGAAAUUGCAAAGAAGAUUAUCAAACUUGUGCAUGUUGUUGCUGAAAAGAUCAACAACGAUCCUGAUAUUGGAGAUCUUUUGAAAUUAGUUUUCAUACCAGAUUACAAUGUAUCUGUAGCUGAACUGGUUGUACCUGGAAGUGAUCUUUCCCAGCAUAUCAGCACGGCUGGUCAUGAAGCAUCUGGGACUAGUAGCAUGAAGUUUCUGAUGAAUGGGUGCCUACUUCUUGCCACUGCUGAUGGUUCAACCCUUGAAAUCAUUGAGGAAAUAGGUGAAGAUAACUUGUUUGUCUUUGGAGCCAAAUUACAUGAAGUCCCAUCUUUACGGGAUAAAGCUCGCGACUUUGAAGUACCUCGACAGUUUGCACGUGUGGUGAGGAUGGUUCGAGAGGGUUACUUUGGGUUUGGAGAUUACUUCGAGUCUCUGUGCGACUCCAUUGAGGGUAAUGGUGGUGACUUCUAUCUCCUUGGAAAUGAUUUUAUGAGCUAUCUGGAAGCACAGGCAGCGGCAGACAAGACAUUUGUCGAUCAAGAGAGGUGGACACAAAUGAGCAUUCUUAGUGCAGCUGGUUCAGGAAGAUUUAGCACUGACAGAACAGUUGGGGAGUAUGCAGAGAAAACAUGGGGGAUUACACCUUGCAAGUGUCCUUGAAGAGAGAGAAAGAGAGAGAUUAUGUUCCAGAUAAAUGUUUCGGAAAAUCCUUUUUCAAUGGUAAUGCUGUUAUUCAAAAUGAUUUUUUUUUUGUUUCUUUUUGCAAAUAAUGGGCUCUAUGUCGGAAGUUGACAGUGAGAGGCAUGGACUGGUUUAGUAGCAUAUGGAAACUUGCUUUUGAUCAUGUAUUUAUUCGUUUCAAUAAAUAAAUUUUAUUUUACGUGCA